UCGUCGUCGUUGGAGUGGUCGCACUCUGGAAGCUGCGCUAUAUUUACCUCGUGUUGUAGAUGCGCAGACGCAGGUGUUCGAUGUCAUCGACCGUGGUGGUGCGAGAGUUCCUGGAUAUAUAAAUUGAGAGAUCGACGCUGCCGGAGUAGGAUCAGUACCAAGCUCUCAGUUCUUUACAACGUUACCAUUGUCGAACUUCGACCAUCCCAUCGAGAAUCCAACGAUCAAAGCCACCCCUCCAGACCGCCGCAAACCCAAACAGCGAACAUGAAGCUCGCUAUCGUCGCCGCCCUCUUCGCCGUCGCGCUUGCCUCUCCAAAGGACCCAUACCCGGCUCCUUGCGGCCGCUCCGAUCCAUCCGGUAUCUGCACGACCAAGCCGAAGUGCUACGAUUUGGGCGGUUUCUGGGUCCAAAGAGACUGCACCUUCUACAACGUCUUGGACAUUGGGUGCUGCUACGACAUCCCCUCGAAGGAGUAAAGUUGGGAAAGGAAGCGAGCGGACAAGGGGGCCUUGGUCCAGGAGAUGAGUGAAUCAACAGACAAAACAACAGAAGAGACUAGCCAUGAAAUCGAGACAA
Messenger RNA from Trematosphaeria pertusa, 580 nucleotides. RefSeq lists its product as uncharacterized. The transcript has a single exon. Lineage: Eukaryota; Fungi; Ascomycota; Dothideomycetes; Pleosporales; Trematosphaeriaceae. The record is from RefSeq and is a predicted model, not a curated record. Bases 268 to 480 code for a protein of 70 amino acids.